AGCUCUUGGAUCUUCAGCCGCUGCCUGUGACUGCAUUAGGAAACCGGGAGUAUGAGAGUCUAUACAAGUUCACGCACUUUAAUCCCAUUCAGACGCAGAUCUUCCAUACACUCUACCACACGGACACCAACGUCCUGCUGGGGGCCCCCACCGGCUCCGGCAAAACCAUCGCUGCAGAGAUGGCCAUCUUCAGGGUCUUCAACAAGUACCCCACCUCCAAGGUGGUCUACAUUGCUCCUCUCAAAGCUCUGGUCCGAGAGAGGAUUGAGGACUGGAAGAUCAGAAUAGAAGAGAAACUUGGGAGAAAGGUGGUUGAGUUAACAGGUGACGUUACUCCAGACAUGCGAGCUAUCGCACAGGCUGACCUGAUCGUCACCACUCCAGAGAAAUGGGAUGGAGUCAGCCGCAGCUGGCAGAACCGCAGCUAUGUGCAGAAAGUGGCUAUUCUCAUCAUAGACGAGAUCCAUCUACUAG
Sinocyclocheilus rhinocerous is the source of this 474-nucleotide messenger RNA. RefSeq names its product activating signal cointegrator 1 complex subunit 3-like. The annotation marks the transcript as partial. The record is from RefSeq and is a predicted model, not a curated record. Gene Ontology annotation, molecular function: nucleic acid binding; ATP binding. Lineage: Eukaryota; Metazoa; Chordata; Actinopteri; Cypriniformes; Cyprinidae. The transcript is spliced from 3 exons. Gene Ontology annotation, cellular component: nucleus.